GUCGUGGGAUUUUCACUUUCCUUCCAAUUUGAAAUUAUUGUCGUUGUGGAAAUUUCCUCUGACAUCCGCUUCACUAUCAACAAUAGCGAGACUGUCCAACUUUGAAAAGUUGUUCCUUUUUAGAACAAUCAUGCAGGGGGGAGAAUGGAACAUGGGAGAGAAUGGAACAUGGGGGAGGAAGACACCUUUGAGAAUCUCAAAUAUUUGUGCUUGGAAGAAGUGACUCUUGCUAAGUGGGAGUUUGGAGAGGAAUCCUUUCCCGUGCUUGAGAAAUUAGCACUGUGGAGAUGUAGCAAGCUUACAGAGAUUCCGCCUAAUUUUGGGGAUGGAGCCCUCAACUUGAAGAUUCAGCUCUGGAGAUUAAACAAUAUGUUGAAGAUAUCACGGGAGAAGACAAGCUUCAGAUCCUUGGCCCGAAUAAUAUCCCAUUAUCUAAGACAGAUCCUGAGAACUUGAAAGGAAUGGAAGGAGAAGUUACUUUGGUAGAAUGAAGAAAAUGAAGAGGAAAUACAGGAGAAGGAA
Messenger RNA from Capsicum annuum, 522 nucleotides. RefSeq names its product putative late blight resistance protein homolog R1B-13. The transcript has 2 exons. Gene Ontology annotation, biological process: protein folding. Lineage: Eukaryota; Viridiplantae; Streptophyta; Magnoliopsida; Solanales; Solanaceae. The record is from RefSeq and is a predicted model, not a curated record. Gene Ontology annotation, molecular function: alpha-tubulin binding. Bases 145 to 456 code for a protein of 103 amino acids.